AACUCUGAGUUGAGUUACCCACCUCUAUUUUUUGCGUCUUUUACGUUGUUUAAUUUUUCAGCACUAGAGCUCUUUGAUUCCAGGUUUUACGAUUACGAACUUUCGUCAAAACAUGUUUUUUUGAUAUAAAGUAUUCUUUGCGGAAAUUGGAAUUUCUUAUAUGGAGGUAGAAAGUCAUAGUAAUGACAUUGAAAAUAGCUUUAGCAGCGCUGCAGGGAUUGGCGAAUGGUGGUCACUCCCAGAACCUAUAUUGUUUCGGAUAUAUUGGAUGCUCCCAAUAAGGGACUUAUUAAAUUCCGGGGCUACAUGUAAGCGAUGGUGGAACGUCUCCAACGAUGAGCUCAUGUGGAAACAAAAAUUUGUUCUGCAUUAUAAAAUAGAUCCGAUUAUAAGACUUAAACCAGUUUCUUUGUACUAUUUUGGAAUUAAUGGUCUAACCUAUAUAGGAACAGAGUCGUGGAAGAGUGAAUAUAAGCGUCUGAGCUGGAAUAUACCAUAUGUUCAAGCGCAGCGUCUUGAAGGUCAUACGCAUCAGGUCCUUCAUGUGAGUUUCUCACACAAUGGAGAAAUGUUUGCUACCUGUUCUAAAGAUGGUUACGUAAUCAUCUGGAAUUCAACACAUCCUUGUUCGGAAAGGUACUCGCACAAUAUGAAACAGUUCAGCUGGAAAUACGCCCAAUUUUCACAAUUUAACCAAAGUGACACGCUACUUCUGGUAUCUGGUGUGCAUUUCGGAUCGCCGCACAGCACAUCUGGAGAAAUUGCUGUGUUUACUGUUGACAGAAGAGAUGAAUCACGUUUACGGUGCCGCGUUGUAAAUCGUCCAUACGACAUAUUCGGGACCUGGUUUGGUGAUCAAUAUCUAAUAUCAGGGGCUUUGCAUUGGUUGGGCCAUCUUUUAAGCUUCUCAGAAUUAUGGUUGAACAAAGCCAAUCAAGAAGUCGACUCGGAGCAUGUGCCGAUUAUGAACAGGUUGUACAAGUUUUAUAACAGAAAUGCAAGUUCUGUGCGCGCUAUAAUGGUUGCUAAGUGUCCAUGGUUAGACGAUUCAAACGAUUCCUUACCCGAUGAACAUGAGACCCAUAGUUUAAAGCAAUGUUUCUGUGAUUUGGUUGAUAUAAGCGAGCAAGGACAAUCGUCGACUAGUUUUGUAGGGAGUUGUCUUUCACACGCAGCGACAUUACCUCGAUCCCAUCGCAGCACAUCGCCAGAAAACAUAUUAGAUAUUCUCCAACAGAAUGCUACGACCAGAACUGCGUUAGGCCAUAAACAUGGGACUAUUCAAUAUUUGGAUGAAUAUCGAAAUGAAUACUCUAUUGGAAAUGGGAAUAGGAAUUCAUCCGAUGAUUGCAUGGAAUGCGCAGAUGAUUAUGAAGACGAAAUGGACAGCUCUAUACCUAAGUACCUAAUAUUCUCGACAGGAUCGAAAACGUAUACUCCACAUCAAAUUGGAAUAAAGCGUAUAAGAAACGUAACGUUUCCAAAAAAACUUGAUCCGGGACCUUCACUUAAAGAAAGAAUAGCUGCCAAAAAAGCUGCAGAUAGAGAAAAUCUACUGAGAACUGAUCCUGACUGGUGGAAUUAUGACUCGGUCGCUCACUUAUUUGACAAAAUGGAUAAAGUAAUAGACUUGCAUGGUCACAUUAUUGGAAUGGCGUUGAGUCCCGAUCAUCGCUAUUUGUAUGUAAAUACUCGACCAUGGCCGAAAAAUUAUAUUAUAACUAAUCCACUGGAGCCACCGCCUAUUGCGCAGGAAAUCGACAUUCACGUAAUUGAUUUAAUGACAUUGAAGCGUGUCGGUAAUAUGUUGCGAGCACAUAAAGCUUAUACACCAAGCGCUGAGUGCUUUUUCAUAUUUCUCGAUGUAUGUGAAGACUACGUCGGAAGUGGCGCGGAAGACAUGCACGCUUAUAUUUGGGAUCGAUUUUAUGGUAUUUGUCUUGCCAAAUACAGGCAUGCUGAUGUGGUAAACAGCGUAGCAUUCAACCCUCGUGAUUCAGAAAUGCUCGUUACAACCAGUGAUGAUUAUACCAUUAAGAUUUGGCGUUCUCGGGCUAAAGCAAAGGAAUACAAGAUCCAAUCAACGAAUGCGAACGAAGCCGUGGAGCUUAAGAAAUAUUUCAACUAGCACACAAUUCAUAUGUAUACAUACAUACUAAAGGUCUGCAUCGGAAUUAAAUUUGCUUCACUGUGAAGUUUUCUUCAAAUAUGUAAGCUACUCAUACUCUAGCCGGAAGGGCAUGAAAGGAAGUGAAGAUGUUGAACGAUGUAUACA
Rhagoletis pomonella (apple maggot) is the source of this 2275-nucleotide messenger RNA. It is a transcript of the gene Fbw5, whose product is annotated as F-box/WD repeat-containing protein 5. Gene Ontology annotation, cellular component: Cul4-RING E3 ubiquitin ligase complex; SCF ubiquitin ligase complex. The record is from RefSeq and is a predicted model, not a curated record. The transcript is spliced from 7 exons. Gene Ontology annotation, biological process: protein ubiquitination. Gene Ontology annotation, molecular function: protein binding. NCBI's taxonomy places the organism in Eukaryota, Metazoa, Arthropoda, Insecta, Diptera, Tephritidae. The coding region runs from base 161 to 2128 and encodes 655 amino acids.